Messenger RNA from Annulohypoxylon maeteangense, 1942 nucleotides. Its product is annotated as BPG-independent. Gene Ontology annotation, cellular component: cytoplasm. The record is from RefSeq and is a predicted model, not a curated record. Lineage: Eukaryota; Fungi; Ascomycota; Sordariomycetes; Xylariales; Hypoxylaceae. Gene Ontology annotation, molecular function: manganese ion binding. Gene Ontology annotation, biological process: glucose catabolic process. The transcript has 3 exons. The coding region runs from base 245 to 1807 and encodes 520 amino acids.
GGGGAAUAAUAGUUAUCGAUAGGCGGAUUAUUGGACGGAGCAUAGAAAAUCCCCCCACCAUAGGUGAUAAUCCAUAGCAGCCCACCAUCAUGCGAAACAUCUCAACACUUACAACUCCAGGUCACUGCGUCUGCAGAAAAUAACUCAACACUUCUCUUCUUUCCCUUCCCUAAAACCUCUCCUAUUGUUCAAAUAGACUCACAUUGUUAAGAAAGAAGAAAUAAAUAUCAUUAGAAGCAUAAUAAUGACUACACCAAAGCAAAAGGCCUGUUUGAUCGUGAUUGACGGUUGGGGUAUUCCCUCCGCCGAGUCUCCCAAAAAUGGAGACGCUAUCGCUGCCGCCAAGACCCCAGUCAUGGACGAGCUUUCCAAGAGCACCACCGGUUUCACCGAGCUAGAGGCCUCUUCUCUCGCUGUCGGUCUUCCUGAGGGAUUAAUGGGCAACUCCGAAGUUGGACAUUUGAACAUUGGUGCUGGAAGAGUCGUAUGGCAAGAUGUCGUCCGAAUCGAUCUGACUAUCAAGAAGGGAGAGUUAGCCAACAACGAUGUUAUCAAGAAUGUCCUGGAAAGAGCCAAGAAUGGAAAUGGAAGACUUCAUCUCUGCGGUCUCGUCUCCCACGGUGGUGUUCACUCCAAACAAACUCACCUAUACGCUCUUCUAAAGGCCGCCAAGGCUGCCGGAGUUCCAAAAGUCUACAUCCACUUCUUCGGCGAUGGCCGUGAUACCGACCCUAAGUCCGGAGCUGGCUACAUGCAAGAGCUCGUCGAAACAGCAAAGGAGAUUGGCAUCGGUGAGAUCGCCACCGUUGUUGGUCGAUACUAUGCUAUGGACCGAGAUAAGCGAUGGGAAAGAGUUGAGCUUGCCUUGAAGGGUAUGGUUCUCGGCGAGGGAGAAGAGAGCUCUGACCCAGUCAAGACUGUUAAAGAACGUUAUGAGAAGGGUGAGAAUGAUGAGUUCCUCAAGCCUAUCAUUGUUGGUGGCCAAGAAGCCCGUAUCAAGGACGGUGAUGAGGUCUUCUUCUUCAACUAUCGAUCGGAUCGUGUUCGACAAAUUACUCAAUUGCUCGGAGGCGUUGAUCAAUCUCCUAGACCUGAUUUCCCCUACCCUAAGAUUAACCUAGUUACCAUGACGCAAUACAAGGGCGACUAUCCCUUCGAGAUUGCGUUUGAACCUCAACGUAUGGGCAACGUGUUGGCUGAAUGGCUAGGCAAGCAAGGUGUCAAGCAAGUUCACAUUGCCGAGACGGAGAAGUACGCCCACGUUACAUUCUUCUUCAACGGUGGUGUUGAGAAGGUCUUCGCUCUGGAGACCCGCGACGAGACUCAAGAUCUGGUUCCUUCUAAUAAGAGUGUUGCGACUUACGACAAGGCCCCUGAGAUGAGCGCGGAUGGCGUUGCGAAACAGGUUGCUAAGCGACUUGGUGAGCAGCAGUUCCCGUUCGUCAUGAAUAACUUCGCUCCUCCGGAUAUGGUUGGCCACACUGGUGUAUACGAGGCGGCCAUUGUCGGAUGCGAAGCUACCGAUAAGGCUAUUGGUGUGAUCCGUGACGCUUGCAAGAAGGAAGGUUACAUCCUCUUCAUCACUGCGGACCAUGGCAACGCCGAGGAGAUGAAAUUCCCCGAUGGCAAGCCUAAGACCUCUCAUACCACUAACAAGGUUCCUCUCAUCAUGGACAACGCGCCUCAGGGAUGGUCAUUGAAGAAGACUGACGGUGUUCUGGGAGAUGUUGCUCCUACUAUCUUAACUGCUAUGGGUCUUCCUAUUCCCGAGGACAUGACUGGAUCUAGUCUCUUGGUUGUUGAAUAGAUAGCAUGAUUUCCUAGGGGGUUAUUGUUGGGACACACGGUAAAUAGGUGGGGAGUUGUUAGAAUUAGAGACGGUUUGGAAGGCGUAGAGAUACCAGUAGUAUAAAAUAACAAUAAAUAUGGCUAUUAUAAUGGA